CCAUUUUCCUUCUGAUCAGCAUCAGAACUGGCCGCUGAAGCUUUCCCUGGACCGGUCAUCCCAAACGGGAGCAGAGACGUCCCUCGUGGCAGUACGCCACCCUUUUGGGUCACCAUGACAACCAGUCCCUUUAUUUUCCCAACCAACUGGCCUUGGUUUGUAAUUCCAGAUUACCUUACGGUGGAAGGGAUGAAGGAUGUCCAGAGCGAUCCAUCUCCACGUUUCACCUCCUCCACCGUCAUGCUGACGGGUUUGCCUCAAGGGAACUUGACGCACCGGGACGUCGCCCAGCUGGUCUGGCCUUUUCUCCCCCAACAGACUCUACGCUGUUUGUUCUACAACGUGACGGUCCUCCCCCUGCAGAGACGUUUGACCAUCUCCACAUCCAUGGAAACAAAAGCGUCUUUCUAGAUUUAUGUGGGUUUUAUUUCUCCAAACCUUCAGGCUUUUGUGGAUUUCAACGACCGGGACUCGUGCUGCUGGUUUCUUAGGAGCCACAUCUCAAACCGGGUUUUUCGUCAGAGGCUGCGUCCUCAGCGUCCAUUUGGUUUUAGAGGACAUGGAGCCUGCGUGUAAUGAGGAGAUCAUGUACCGAACUUUGAUGAAGUGGAGCAACUCACGCGUUCCAGAUCUGGAGUCCCUGGAGGAGCGGCUGCUCUGCGUGGAGAUCUGGGAGGCGUCCGUGGGCCUCGCCAUGACGGUCAUGGAAGCAUCAACGGCGUCCUUUGAGGGUUUCCUGCCUCUUGCCAACAGGAUCUGCAUUGAAUUGACUGAACGCAGAGAUGUAACCAGAGUGGUGCAGAAAAUCUCUGCCAACAUUUCAUCCAUGAAACAAAUCUGUUUGAAAAGCUUUAAACGGCGUCUGCAGAAUUCAUGGAGUGACCACAUUGAUAUUGAGCUGAACUGCAGCAGCAGAACCGCAGAUCCAAACAUCGACAUCAGAGUUCUAGAAGAGGAGGAGGAGGAGGCUGAAGGAGAGGAGAUGAAGAAGACUGACGACGUUUCAGUGUAUCUGUGUGUACUUGCAUUUAUGAACUCACAUGUACAAAUAUUAUUUAAAAAAAUACUUAUAAUUUACACAUGCACAACAUUACAUUUCAGCAGCUUGAAACUAACUAGAGACACAAGCCUUUAAAAAGUACGUACCAAUUGCCAAAUACACACACUUGCACAAAUUUGCACUUAAAUCUGAUCCGAUACUCCAAGAUUCUUGUGUAAAUGAUGCGUUCAAAUGCUGCUAGAAUGCUGAGUCAUCAAUUUUCUUACCAGCUGCUUUACAAUUUUAAUUUCUAUAGAACUCUUGACAUUUUCCCACUUUCUUAAACAGAUAUUUCAUAAUAGUUAAUACAAAAAAGUCUAAAUAUACGUUUUUGAAACAUUUAAAACAUUUUUUUCCUUCAUAAUCUGGACA
Molecule: messenger RNA, 1411 nt
Organism: Oryzias melastigma (Indian medaka)
Lineage: Eukaryota; Metazoa; Chordata; Actinopteri; Beloniformes; Adrianichthyidae
Exons: 8
Coding region: 416-1135 (239 amino acids)
Source: RefSeq, a predicted model, not a curated record